This is a messenger RNA of Ostrinia furnacalis (Asian corn borer), 538 nucleotides long. RefSeq lists its product as uncharacterized. NCBI's taxonomy places the organism in Eukaryota, Metazoa, Arthropoda, Insecta, Lepidoptera, Crambidae. The transcript is spliced from 3 exons. The record is from RefSeq and is a predicted model, not a curated record. The coding region runs from base 31 to 369 and encodes 112 amino acids.
AGCCUAAACCGGCAGCUGCAAGCACUCUCCAUGACGAAGUACGGCUCGGUGGACUCCGGGCUGAACCGCGCGGGGCUGGCGCCGGGCACCAACAAGCACGCCGUCGAGGGCUCCAACCCCAUGUGGAACGAGGCCAUCCGCGCGCCCGACUUCGACGCCAUCAGUGACGCGAGUGGCGACUCCGACCUGAUCGGCAUCGAGGACAUGCCGCAGUUCCGCGACGACUACUUCCCGCCCGGCGACACAGACUCAAGCAGCGGCAUCAUCUUGCACAUGGGCGAAGCCACGGACAACAAGCCCGUGACCACGCAUGGCAACAACUUCGGGUUCAAGUCCACCCCGUACCUGCCACAGCCGCACCCAAAGUAACUGCCAGGGUAUAACCUGUCCAGGGUGCCUACGCCGCGCGAAGUGCGCACACGCGUUUAUCAUCGGGAAACAUUAGCAUGAUAUUAUUAGUAAAGAUACCUAUGUACAUAUUGUAAAUUGUAACAUAAUUAUCUAUUUUUAUACAAAUAUAUUUUAUUUUUAUUUGCUA